AUGAGUGUUGAACCUUCCACGAACAAGCGUCCUUUAGAAAAGGAUGACUCUGGCGCUCCUAGUGCUGUCACUGCUGCAUCAUCUACAUCUACAUCUACUACAACUACUGCUGCUGCCGUCAAAGCAGAACCAAAGGUAGAAGCCAAGAAGGAAAUAAUAACCGCCGUAGAGGGCAAGAGCGAAACGGUAGAACAGCCUUCCAAGAAGGCCAAACUGUCGGAAGAAGCAGCUGAAAAGCCCGCUGUUGAAGGUAAGGAAACCCCUACCGGUAAGGAAGAUGAGGCUCCGAAAGAAACUCCCAAAGAGGUAAAGAAAGAGCCUGAAACCAAAGGGCCUUCGGAAGUCAAAGAAGCCGAAGGCAAGGAAGGAAGUGCUCCUGCUAUUGCCGUUGCCACCUCCUCUGACCCUGCUUCAGCUGAAGAUGGACAAAUCCGUCCUGAAGAAUCCGAAAAGGAUGCCGAAGGUCGCAUCCGCAAGCCUUCCAAUCCGGAUAUUCUCUUGGGCCGCGGAAAGCCCUUUCAGAAUCAUCCCGGCAAUCAACGCAUGCUCCGAAUUGUCGAUGAACACAAGGAACGUUAUUUGAGCGAAAAGCGGGACAAGAAAAGAGCCAUCGUGGAAGAAGUCCUCGACAUUAUUCAAAGGCACGGGGCUCGCUUUUUGAAGCGGAUCGAUCAUGGAGAAUACUGGAGAGAAGUCGAGUCUUCUGUUAGCUUUGAAAAGGUCAGCCAUGCCUUGCGCUCCAAAGUCAGACGCCCCGAAGGCUUUGAAGUCAACCAACACCCAAAUGUCUCGGCUGGCCAAAAAGGUCCCUUGCCCAUUCUGCCGGAUGGUUCCCGACCAGGAGAUGCCAAUCAAAUGGCUUCACUUUAUAACCAACAGUUUCUCCAGCAACGUGCUGGCAUGUUUCCCGAUGCUGCUGCCAUGGGACUCAUGGCCAAUGGUUUGAUGCCACCCUUUGGUCUCAUGCCCAACAUGUUCAAUCCCAACUUGAUGCAGCGAUUGAAUCCACAAGCAGCGGGUCAAAAUGGUGGCGGCGGAAACGGUGGUGGACCAUCCGCCCAUCACAAUCAACAUCAUCAUAAUCAUCAAGGCGGACAACAAGGAGGUGGCGAUCUGGAGCAAUUGGUGAGAAGCCAAAUGGUCGAUUCCUUAUUGAGACAACGUCAACAGUUGGACGAAGCCUUGAACGAUGUUGCAGGAGGGAUGCGUCUACCAUCCAAUUACAAGUAA
This is a messenger RNA of Cylindrotheca closterium, 1230 nucleotides long. NCBI's taxonomy places the organism in Eukaryota, Bacillariophyta, Bacillariophyceae, Bacillariales, Bacillariaceae. The record is from the annotation of a GenBank genome assembly.